Molecule: messenger RNA, 1506 nt
Organism: Kluyveromyces lactis
Lineage: Eukaryota; Fungi; Ascomycota; Saccharomycetes; Saccharomycetales; Saccharomycetaceae
Gene: HEL1
Product: E3 ubiquitin-protein ligase HEL1
Exons: 1
Coding region: 1-1506 (501 amino acids)
Biological process (GO): positive regulation of proteasomal ubiquitin-dependent protein catabolic process; ubiquitin-dependent protein catabolic process; protein polyubiquitination
Cellular component (GO): ubiquitin ligase complex; cytoplasm
Molecular function (GO): ubiquitin protein ligase activity; zinc ion binding; ubiquitin conjugating enzyme binding
Source: RefSeq, a predicted model, not a curated record
AUGACAAGUUUGGAUGACUACAAUUUUGAGUUAAGUGAAGACGAUGAGUACUAUCAGUUUGUCGAAGACAGUGAUUAUGAGUCUGAUUAUUCAUCCGGAAAAGUCCUAAAAGUGGAUGAGAGCUUCCAGGGAAGUGACGAUCUGCGCCUUAGAUACAAGUCGCUAUCCACCAAUGAAUUAUAUGAUGAUGUUAUGGAACGUGUUGAAUUUGUGCGUACUAUUACUCAGCUUUCUACCGAUAGUAUGAUCAUUUUAUUACGGUUAUAUGGAUGGAACGAGGAAAAGCUAUUAGAGGAUUAUACAGAGAACCCAAGUGAGAUUCUUGAGAAAGGUGGGCUUAUAGUGCCGGAGCACUGUAAGAAGAGAGAUUUGACAGAUAAACCUCAUUAUACAUGCCUCAUCUGUUGCGACAGCUACAGCAAAGUACCGGUUUUUAGGAUGGAGUGUGGGCAUGAGGCGUGUAUCAAUUGCUAUAGAACAUAUUUGACUUCCACUUUGAAGAAGCCUAAGGCACCAACCUGUAUGAGUUGCCAUUUAUCUAUUACUUCUAGUGAUAUUGACCGAAUAUUCGGAAAUAAAGAGUUCAGCAAGAAGCAUAUUUGUCUAUCCUUUGAGACGUUUAUUAAUAAGCAUUCCAAAAACUACAAAUGGUGUCCCUAUACAGGUUGCGGUAACAUCAUAUAUUCUAACAACGAGUCUACAUUGAACGAAAUGUUGAAGCGACAUAAGAUACCCGAAGUUGAAUGUAGCAAUAAACACGCGUUUUGUUUUUACUGUUCCACAGAAGUACACACUCCGAGCGAUUGUAAAAUUGCACAAUAUUGGAUUCAAAAGGUUAGAGAUGAAUCAACGAAUUUAAAUUGGAUAUUAAACAACACCAAGCCAUGCCCGUUCUGCGGUACUAGUAUAGAGAAAAACGGAGGUUGCAACCAUAUGACAUGUCAGAGCUGCCAUUCCGAGUUUUGUUGGAUUUGCGAUGGGAAGUGGGCCAUACAUACCGACAACUAUGUGUGUAAAUUCCAAAAUGAAAAGAAAGAUAACACAAUUAAUAAGUCAAUAACAAAACGGUUCACAGAUGGUUAUAAAAUGUUUAUUGUACAUGAAAAUUCGUCAGAUUUGGACCUUAAAUUGGCCGGUACUAUAGAGUCCAAAAUAUUCACACUUCAAAAAGAAUUGGGAAUAUCGUGGAUCGAAGGACAGUUCUUAUCCGAAUCAAUUAAAAUAUUGUUACAUGGUCGUUCGGUAUUGAAAUGGUCGUAUGCAAUCGGAGUUUUUUGUGAUCCAUCUCACAAUCUCACGCAUAUCUUGGAACAAAACCAAACAAUGCUAUCUAAUGCAGUUGAGUCACUUUCUUUGAAAAUUCAAAUUAAAGACCCCAAAGUAUUGAUCAAGAGUAAAGCCGAAUUCCAUGAUGCAUCCAGCCUAGUUAAUGGUAGGGUGGUUGCCUUGGAGAAGUGUUGUCAAGAGCUUUUGAUAAAGGGAAUAUGCAAACUUGAAGCUAUUUAA